AAGAUCUUUUUCCCAAACAAACCUCUGGAGACAUGACCCAAGCAGAUUUCCAAAAGAAUUUCCGUUUGGUUUUGGAAAAAAUCUUCAACAACUGGCAAAAUUUGCGACUAGCUGUUGAACAUGGAAUGGGUGGACGUAAUGGACAACAACUAGCAAUUGAAAUUAUGGACUACACAUACAAAUAUUGCAUAGGCAAUGAAAAUAUAACACAAGGCGAACUGCAAGAUGUUUUGGAAGACUUAUUAGAUCAGGAAUUCGACACAAUCUGUGAUGACAACUCAAUUCCAGAGAUCUGCCGUAAUUUAUUGCGUUACAAAGCGCUCUGUCUUAAAGGCGAGUAUGCGCUAAUUGAAAGCGAAUUAAGCAAACUGCCACAGGGUAAAGACUGGUUGCGCCCAGAUGUAAAAAUUGUGUAUACACCAGUUGCAGGAGAAGAUUCAUCUUCAGACGAAGAUGAUGAGAGUGGUGACUCAGAAGAUGGUAUGGAUGUAGACGAUGAUGACAGUGAUUUGGCCAGUUGUAGCCGUGUAACAAGAUCGCAAACACGCAGAAAACAACAGGAAGAAUUCGUUGAACCUGAACCUGGCUGGACAACUGUGCGUACUAGAAGGAAGUAGUAUAUAUUCGUAAAAAAAUUUCACAUAACUUAACUAACGUAGUUAAAUAAACGAGUUCACGCAUGUUAUAUUUUAAAGUGAAAACUCAAAA
Messenger RNA from Bactrocera tryoni, 708 nucleotides. RefSeq names its product pre-rRNA-processing protein TSR2 homolog. Bases 33 to 617 code for a protein of 194 amino acids. Lineage: Eukaryota; Metazoa; Arthropoda; Insecta; Diptera; Tephritidae. Gene Ontology annotation, cellular component: nucleus. Gene Ontology annotation, biological process: maturation of SSU-rRNA from tricistronic rRNA transcript (SSU-rRNA, 5.8S rRNA, LSU-rRNA). The record is from RefSeq and is a predicted model, not a curated record. The transcript is spliced from 3 exons.